UGUGGAUGUGGAAGGUGAUUUUUCAUGUGGUGACAUUAUUGCGUUGAUUUUUUAAUAAUUGUACUUAUCUAGUUCUAUGGUAAUAAUUAAGCUACAACGACAUAUUAUAUUUUAGAGUGAAUACUUAUACAUUAGUAUAAUAAAAUAAGAAAAAAGACAUUAAUUGCUCAGUGUAGUGAUCAAGAUGAAUAAUUUGAGUAGAGUCGGUUUGAUGCUAAGAUGCGGAACAGGGUGUACUAGGAGAUAUGUUCAAAGUAACGCUAACCUGUUGGAAAAUUGUGUCGAACUUAGGAACAGAAAUCCAAGAAAUUUGGAGUUGAUGACCAUUGCUAGGAAGCCCCUGGGAUAUUGGUUGGAUAUGCCUGGUCACGAAUACUGGCACAAGUUAGUUGUAAAAGUAACGUCUAAAAAUUUGGUGCUACAAAUCAAUCAUUAUAAAAAUGGACCGGUUGUUACAGUAUCAACUACCGAGUAUGCUAUGAAGAGACACCUUUUCAAAUCACUAGAUAUUACCGCAUACACUAAUGCUGGGAGAGUACUUGCUCAGAGGUGUCUUGAGAGUGGGAUAGGGUCAAUUAUGUGUGAUAUUGAUACAGAAAACAGUACAAAGUUAACAGCUCUAAUUGAUGAACUACGGAAAGGCGGAGUAGUUUUACAGGAGGCAAUACCUUAUAAGAAUCCAGAACCAUGGGAUGCAACAAGGAUGAUUAAACCAUGGACCAUAGUAGAUUAA
Copidosoma floridanum is the source of this 733-nucleotide messenger RNA. RefSeq names its product mitochondrial ribosomal protein L18 (gene mRpL18). Gene Ontology annotation, molecular function: structural constituent of ribosome; 5S rRNA binding. Gene Ontology annotation, biological process: translation. NCBI's taxonomy places the organism in Eukaryota, Metazoa, Arthropoda, Insecta, Hymenoptera, Encyrtidae. The record is from RefSeq and is a predicted model, not a curated record. Gene Ontology annotation, cellular component: ribosome; mitochondrion.